GCUGGACCCUGAGAUAAGGCGACCACAAUGACAUUGUUAAACACAGCAACCGGCAGGGAGAAGGCAGCGAGGAUUAUUGUCAGGGCACAGACCCAGCCAGGCAUCUAUCACAUUACAUUCAGCUCUGUCUCCGAAACCUCCUGCUCACCAUGAGAUCUUUGGCUUAUUAUGGGGUCAUCGUUCUUCUCCUGGUUACAGAAAGCUUAACUAAACCCACCUGCACCAAAGAGAAGAGCCUAAUCACCGACAAGAUGGAGACCGACUGCACUCACCUUGGUUUGACCGCAGUCCCCAUGGCCAAUAUUGAUGACGACACCGAAGUUCUCAUCUUAAGUUACAACUCGAUCAAGUCGCUUUCCACCUCAGUCUUUAAAAAACUUCCGCAACUUGUAGCCCUGGAUGUAUCCAACAAUGGCAUGUCGACCAUUCAGAUUGACUACCCCAUGAGUUUGAAGGAUCUAAAUCUGGCCAACAAUUCAUUCGACCAACUACCCAAACUCUCACAGCUGAAAAACCUAAUCAAGCUUGAUCUGUCCAACAACCAUAUUGCGGCUAUCCCAGACACGGCUUUCCAUGGUCUGCAUGGACUGAAAGAGCUGCACCUUUCGGGGAAUGGGAUCAAGCAACUCUCUGAGCAGGUUUUCAAAGGGUUAGAUCAACUCGAUACGUUGGAUCUAUCGUUCAAUCAGCUGACGAGUGUUCCACCUCUCCUCAUCUCUGACUCUGUCAAUUUGGCAAGAAUAUAUUUGAGAGGAAAUAGUCUAACACUAAUUCCAGAUAAUUUUUUCGAUGGAUUAUAUGACUUGGCUUACGUGUACCUAGACCUGAACCCGUGGACAUGCAAUUGUAAUUUAAAGUACUUCAAAGAGUGGGUGGAGUAUAAUGAAGAUAACAUCUACACCAUCACUAAUGGAGCCCCAGACAAAGACGCUAGUAGUGUUGUCUGCUCUAAUAAAGUUCCACUUGUGAAAUUCUUUGAGAAAUGCCCAGAUAAAGAUGAUGAAGACCCAGACAUGCCAGAACCUAUGAGUACCAACAUGAUGGAGACAACAAGACAAGUGACAACAACAGCAGCAACCACAAGCCGAGUAACAACACCGGUGAUGACCACAAGCCAAACGACAACAACACCAGUGAUGACCACAAGCCAAACGACAACAACACCAGUGAUGACCACAAGCCAAACGACAACAACACCAGUGAUGACCACAAGCCAAACAACAACAACACCAGUGAUGACCACAAGCCAAACAACAACAACACCAGUGAUGACCACAAGCCAAACGACAACAACAUCAGUGAUGACAACAAUGACUGAAACAACUUCAGCUACAACUGCACCUGUGACAACCAAAGAGUUAACAAGUACAAGCCAAGCAACCCCAUCAAUAUCCACAGAGGCUUCUUCUCCAUCUACUACAAUUCAUACAACAAAGUUUAUAACAUCCAUUGCUACUGCACUCACACCUACAUGUAGCCCAGAAACUGUGAUGGUUGUGAAUACAACUGAGAAUAAGGAGACUAAACCAGGCACCACUACAACCGCACAGACUAUGGACAUACCACUGUACACAAUUAGUAACUUGCCUGACCUGCUCUCAAGUAUGAGUGAAAGGAGAUCAUGGCUAGAGGACAUCAUUGACAGAUACUGUUGCUUCCUUCACCUUAUACUCUAUUCUGGAAUCCUUCUUCUCCUCCUGCUACAGAUUAUAGUAUGCCUGAUUUUACUCACGUGGUCAUGUACCUACUACCAUCACUAUUUCCAAAUCCUUAGAGAACAGGUGCCCAAUGUUAGGCUGACAAGGUACAGUCUGAGGGAACCACUAGCUGACGACAAGAUUCUCCUUGUUCAUGGUGUAAACUCUCACUUUAGACAUCGAGCAGACCAAGAACCGAUACCAAUGUUGCUAUUGGAGGCCGGGACUAGGGAUUAUUCUAAAAGCUACACCUCUGCGAUCCUAACAUGACUCCGUGGAUCUAAACACCGCUUAGAAAGGCAUUAAAAGGAUGUCUCACUAACCAGGAUUUGUAAUAAUAGUAUACUUAUAUACCCCCUAUAUUCAACCAAUAGUUUAGCAAUCAUUGCUAGAAG
Messenger RNA from Pelobates fuscus (common spadefoot toad), 2092 nucleotides. RefSeq names its product platelet glycoprotein Ib alpha chain-like. Gene Ontology annotation, molecular function: protein binding. Lineage: Eukaryota; Metazoa; Chordata; Amphibia; Anura; Pelobatidae. Gene Ontology annotation, cellular component: plasma membrane. The record is from RefSeq and is a predicted model, not a curated record. Bases 150 to 1967 code for a protein of 605 amino acids. The transcript is spliced from 3 exons.